AUGGAGUUAUCUGAUUGCUCUAAUGAAUAUGAGAAGCUCGUUGUACGGAUGAACAUGCCCAGGGUCGUAAUUGACAAUGGAGUCUGCCCUAAUUUAACUGUCGUCAAGAUCGAUAGCGCAAGAAGUCCAGGGAUUUUGCUCGAAUCUGUACAGCUUCUCACCGAUAUGAAUCUCUGGAUCAGAAAAGCUUACAUUUCCUCCGACGGAAGAUGGAAUAUGGACGUUUUCCAUGUUUGCGAUCUUAACGGAAACAAAUUAACCGACGAGAAUCUAAUCCGUUACAUCGAAAAGUCGAUCGAGACGUCUCACUACAAUAAAAGCGAAGGGUACACCGGUUUAACCGCAUUAGAGUUAACCGGAACAGACAGAGUCGGUUUACUCUCAGAGGUUUUCGCGGUUUUAGCCGAUCUUCAGUGCGACGUUGUUGAAGCUAAAGCAUGGACGCAUAACGGUCGUAUUGCGUCCAUGAUCUACGUUAAAGACGGUAACUCCGGGACUCCGAUAGACGGAGACUCCGACCGGGUCCAACGGAUCGAAGGACAGCUGCGUAACUUACUAAAAGCAGACGACGGUUACCAAAACGACACGAGGACGUGCGUUUCGUACGGUGGCAACACUCACAUGGAGAGAAGGCUGCACCAGAGGAUGUUCAUGGACCGCGACUACGAGCGGAAGUUUGAUUCCGAGAUAUCUCCGAUCGUCUCCGUACAGAACCUCCCGAAACGUGGUUACUCUGUCGUAAAUCUUCAGUGCAAAGAUCGGUUGAAGCUUUUGUUCGACGUCGUUUGCACGUUGACGGACAUGGCUUACAUUGUGUUCCACGCCGCGAUUCGAACGGUUGGAGAAACGGCGUUUUUGGAAUUCUACGUUAGGCAUAGCGAUGGAAACCCGGUUAGUACUGAACCGGAGAGACAACGUUUGAUCCAAUGUUUACAAGCCGCAAUUGAACGAAGAACAAUUAAGGGUGUGAGAUUGGAGCUAUGCACAGCGGAUAGACCGGGAUUGUUAUCAGAAGUAACAAGAAUAUUGAGAGAGAACGGAUUAAACAUUGCUAGAGCCGAGAUAUCGACUGAAGAAGGUGUAGCGAGGAAUGUGUUCUAUGUGACGGAUGCAAAUGGUAGCUUAGUAGAUCCUGAGAUAAUCAAAUCGAUUAGAGAGAAGAUCGGAAUCGAUGAUCUAAACAUUAAAGAAACGUUUCCGAUUAGUUGCCGUGAAGCGGUUGAGAAGGAGCAGCAUCAAGAACCUCAAGAUCAACAAGGACGCAUUGGAGGAGGGACAGUGUUGGUGUCACUUGGGAGUCUAGUGAUGAGAAAUCUAUACCAAUUGGGUUUGAUCAAAUCAUAUUUUUAG
Microthlaspi erraticum is the source of this 1350-nucleotide messenger RNA. The record is from the annotation of a GenBank genome assembly. Lineage: Eukaryota; Viridiplantae; Streptophyta; Magnoliopsida; Brassicales; Brassicaceae.